Messenger RNA from Trichechus manatus latirostris (Florida manatee), 1501 nucleotides. It is a transcript of the gene FDXR, whose product is annotated as ferredoxin reductase. Gene Ontology annotation, cellular component: mitochondrion. The coding region runs from base 29 to 1501 and encodes 490 amino acids. Lineage: Eukaryota; Metazoa; Chordata; Mammalia; Sirenia; Trichechidae. The transcript has 12 exons. Gene Ontology annotation, biological process: ubiquinone biosynthetic process. The record is from RefSeq and is a predicted model, not a curated record.
GAUCCUCUUGCCGGGUCUGUUACUAGCCAUGGCUACGCGCUGCUGGUGGCACUGGCCCGCGUGGCUUCGGACCCGACCGCCUCUCGCCAGGAGCCCCCUGAGCUCUCGCAGGCAGUUCUUCACACAAGAGCACAUCCCCCAGAUCUGUGUGGUAGGCAGUGGCCCAGCUGGCUUCUACACGGCCCAACACCUGCUAAAGCACCACACCUGGGCGCACGUGGACAUCUACGAGAAGCAGCUGGUGCCCUUUGGCCUGGUGCGCUUUGGUGUGGCGCCCGACCACCCUGAGGUGAAGAAUGUCAUCAAUACCUUUACCCAGACGGCCCGCUCUGACCGCUGUGCCUUCUGGGGCAACGUGGUGGUGGGCAGGGAUGUGAUGGUGCCGGAGCUGCGGGAGGCCUACCACGCCGUGGUGCUGAGCUAUGGGGCAGAGGACCAUCAGGCCCUGGGAAUUCCCGGGGAGGAGCUGCCUGGUGUGCUCUCGGCUCGGGCCUUUGUGGGCUGGUAUAACGGGCUUCCUGAGAACCGGGAGCUGAUGCCGGACCUGAGCUGCGACACAGCUGUGAUCCUGGGACAAGGGAACGUGGCUCUGGACGUGGCUCGGAUCCUGCUGACCCCACCUGAGCACCUGGAGAAAACAGACAUCACGGCGGCCUCCCUGCGGGUACUGAGGCAGAGUCGGGUGAAGACGGUGUGGAUAGUGGGCCGGCGUGGGCCCCUGCAAGUGGCCUUCACCAUUAAGGAGCUGCGGGAGAUGGUUCAGUUACCAGGAACCCGGCCCAUUUUGAACCCUGUGGAUUUCUUGGGCCUCCAGGACCGAAUCAAGGAGGUCCCUCGUCCGAGGAGGCGGCUGACGGAACUGCUGCUUCGAACAGCCACGGAGAAGCGGGGCCCGGAGGAGGCUGCCUGCCAGGAGUCCGCCUCCCGUGCCUGGGGCCUCCGCUUUUUCCGAAGCCCCCAGCAGGUGCUGCCCUCACCAGAUGGGCAGCGGACAGCAGGCAUCCGCCUGGCAGUCACCAAACUGGAGGGUGUCGGUGAGGCCGCCCGGGCAGUCCCCACAGGAGACAUGGAGGACCUCCGCUGUGGGCUGGUGCUGAGCAGUGUGGGGUAUAAGAGCCGCCCCAUCGACCCCAGCGUGCCCUUUGACCCCAAACUUGGGGUCAUCCCCAAUACAGAGGGUCGGGUUGUGGAUGUGCCAGGCCUUUACUGCAGUGGCUGGGUGAAGCGGGGGCCCACAGGCGUCCUUGGCACUACCAUGAACGACAGUUUCCUCACCGGCCAGGCGCUGCUGCAGGACCUUCAGGGGGGCCUGCUGCCCUCGGGCCCCAGGCCUGGCUAUGCGGCCAUCGAGGCUCUGCUCAGCGGCCGAGGGGUCCAGCCUGUCUCUUUCUCAGACUGGGAAAAGCUGGAUGCUGAGGAGGUGUCCCGGGGCCAGGGUGCUGGGAAGCCCCGGGAGAAGCUGGUGGACCCUCAGGAGAUGCUACAGCUGCUGGGGCGCUAA